AUGCCGUCGCUCUCGCUCCCAUCCCGCCGUAUCCUCUCCCUUACUACCCGCCUUCACCUCUCCUAUUCACCUCACAGUCACUCAGUUUCACACCGCGAUCUCCUCUUCCUUACUUCCCCGUCGUCGCCUCUCCCUCCUCCCCGUCGUCGCCUCUCCCUCCUCCCCGUCGUCGCCUCUCCCUCCUCCCCGUCGUCGCCUCUCCCUCCUCCCCGUCGUCGCAUCUCCCUCCUCCCCGUCGUCGCCUCUCCCUCCUCCCCGCCGUCGCCUCUCCCUCCUCCCCGCCGUCGCCUCUCCCUCCUCCCCGCCGUCGCCUCUCCCUCCACCCCGCCGUCGCCUCUCCCUCCUCCCCGCCGUCGCCUCUCCCUCCUGCCCGCCGUCGCCUCUCCCUCCUCCCCGCCGUCGCCUCUCCAUCCUUCCCGCCGUCGCCUCUCCCUCCUCCCCGCCGUCGCCUCUCCCUCCUCCCCACCGUCGCCUCUCCCUCCUCCCCGCCAUCGCCUCUCCCUCCUCCCCGUCGUCGCCUCUCCCUCCUCCCCGCCGUCGCCUCUCCCUCCUCCCCGCCGUCGCCGCUCCAUCCUCCCCGCCGUCGCCGCUCCCUCCUCCCCGCCGUCGCCUCUCCCUCCUCCCCGCCGUCGCCUCUCCCUCCUCCCCGCCGUCGCCUCUCCCUCCUCCCCGCCGUCGCCUCUCCCUCCUCCCCGCCGUCGCCUCUCCCUCCUCCCCGCCGUCGCCUCUCCAUCCUCCCCGCCGUCGCCUCUCCCUCCUCCCCGCCGUCGCCUCUCCCUCCUCCCCGCCGUCGCCUCUCCCUCCUCCCCGUCGUCGCCUCUCCCUCCUCCCCGCCAUCGCCUCUCCCUCCUCCCCGUCGUCGCCUCUCCCUCCUCCCCGCCGUCGCCUCUCCCUCCUCCCCGCCGUCGCCGCUCCAUCCUCCCCGCCGUCGCCGCUCCUUCCUCCCCGCCGUCGCCUCUCCCUCCUCCCCGCCGUCCCCUCUCCCUCCACGCGGUUGCCUCUCCCUCCUCCCCGCCGUCGCCGCUCCCUCCUCCCCGCCGUCGCCUCUCCCUCCUCCCCGCCGUCGCCUCUUCCUCCUCCCCGCCGUCGCCUCCGGCGACAGGUGCACGAGCGCAAGCGUGA
Messenger RNA from Closterium sp. Naga37s-1, 1122 nucleotides. The record is from the annotation of a GenBank genome assembly. NCBI's taxonomy places the organism in Eukaryota, Viridiplantae, Streptophyta, Zygnematophyceae, Desmidiales, Closteriaceae.